Messenger RNA from Rotaria sp. Silwood2, 2502 nucleotides. NCBI's taxonomy places the organism in Eukaryota, Metazoa, Rotifera, Eurotatoria, Philodinida, Philodinidae. The record is from the annotation of a GenBank genome assembly.
AUGCUUUCAUUAAAUGCACAGGCGGUUGUCACAUCAAAUCUUGGUGUCAUUACCCAAAUGCCCGAAUCAAAUACCAUCGAAGCAGAACCACUCAUAAGUACACUAUUCGAAAAAACUAUGUCGGUCAAUGUGACAGCCCCACCUUCCACCAGUACACCACUGCAAAUGUUUGUGACAGAAAACAUAAUAGAACCAGACGCAGCCGCACCGUCGGACAUCUCAGUGCUAGCAACCACUGACCCAUUGAGCGUGCCUGUCACAGCCGACAUGACAUCACCACCUCCAAGCAUUGCACCAUUGAAUAUGUCUGUGGCAGCUGAGAUGGCAGAGCCACCCACCAGUGCUGCAUCCAACAUGUCUCUGCAAAGUAGCAUGACAGACCUACCAGAUAGUGCUGCAGCAUUAACUGUGUCUUUGCCAGCCGACAUGACAGCACCACCUCCAAGCAUUGCACCAUUGAAUAUGUCUGUGCCCGCUGAUAUGACAGAGCCACCCACCAGUGCUCAAUUGAACGAGUUUCCUUCAACUGACACCAUCGCACCACCACCAAGCACCGUAUCACAGAACAUGUCAGUGCCAGCCAGCAUGACAGUACCACCGCCAAGCACUGUACCAUUGGAUAUAUCUGUGCUAGCUAACAUGACUGAAUCGUCUACCAAUGUUCGAUCCAACACGUUUGUUCCAACUGACAUCACAGCGCAACCACCUAGCAACGCACCACUGAACAUGUCAGGACCAGCCAACAUCACUGCACCAUCGCCAACCACUGCACCAUUCAACGUAUCUGUGCCAACUUACAUGUCAGAACUGCCGAACAGUGUUUCAUUGAACAUUUUUUCGGUGGUGAACAUGACAGGACCACUAUCAAGCACUGCACGUUUAAACAUAUCUGUGCUCGCUAACGUGACAGAGCCACCUAUUACUGUUCCAUUGAACAUGUCUCUUCCAACUGGGAUGACAGCACCGUCAUCAAGUAUCGUACCACUGAACAUCUCAAUGGCUGCCAACAUGACAGCACUACCACCAAGCGCUCCACCAUUGAAUAUGUCUCCGUCAGCUAACUUCACAGAGUCAUCCACUGGUACUCCAGUCAACAUGUCUCUGCCAACUACCGUGACAGCCCUAUCGCAAAGCACUGUACCUUGGAGCAUGUCUUUGCCAGCCAACUUGACAACACCAACAGGAACUAGUGAAGCUUUGACCGUGUCAAUGCCAAGUAACAUGCCAUCAUCGCCAAUAAACGUUGCACUAUCGAACAUGUCUGUGCCAACCGACAUAACAGCAUUGUCACCCAGCACUGCAUCAUUUAAUGUGUCUUUUCUCGGGAAUUUCACAACAUCACCACCAGUGUCUGCAUCACUGAGCAUGUCUCCAGUAGCCAAUAUAACAGCACCAGCUGCUAGUAGUGCACCAUUGAACAUGUCUCUCACUGCUGGCAUCACAUCGCCACCAGUAACCAGUUCAUCGCUGAACAUGUCUGAGCCAGGGAACACAACAGAACCACUGACCAGUGCCCCAUGGAACAUGUCUCUUCCAACUGGGAUGACAGCAUCGACAUCAAGUAUCGUAUCACUGGACACGUCAAUGGCAGCCAACAUGACAGCACCGUCAACAAGCGUUGCACCAUUGAAUAUGUCUGCGCCAGCUAACAUGACGGAAUCGCCCACAAGUGCACCGUUGAACAUAUCUGUAACGGGAAACGUGCCAGCAUCACCAACCAGUGUACCAUUGAACAUGUCUGUGCUAGUUAACAUGACAGAGCCACCCACUAAUGCUUAUUUGAAUACGUCUCUACCGGCUAACAUCACAGCUCCUCCACAAAGCGCUGUACCAUUGAGCAUUUCUUUGCUCGCUAAUUUGACAGCACCAGUACAAACCGGUACACCAUUAAAUAUGUCUCUGUCGACUAACAUGAUAGAUCCACCGACCAGUGCCCCAUUGAACAUGUCUCUUCUGAUGGGGAUGACAGCACCGUCGUCAAGCAUCGUACCACUGAACGUAUCAAUGUUAGCACACAUGACAGCAGCAUCAACAAACGCUGCACCAUUGAAUAUGUCUGAGCCAGCUAACAUGACAGCAUCGUUGCCAACUAGUGGAAUUUGGAGCGUGCUGGGGCCGGGUAACGUCACAGGACCACCAUCAACGGAUGCACCAUCGGGCAUGUCGAUGCAAGCGAACGUGACAGCACUUCCGGCGAUCGGUGGAGGAUCAAAUGUAUCUGCCGAUUCGAAUUGGACAGUACCAUCGCCGACUGAUGUAUCAUUGAAUGGUUCUACCAUGUCUAUCAGUACAAAUACUGUGUUGGGUACGGGUUCAUCGAGCGCGGGUGGCAUGAGUUCGAUGGGAAUGCGAAAUACGACGAUAACUUCGUCGAUGUCUGGUCAAGUAGGUUCAUCACAUCAAGGUUCGGCGAGUGCAUCUAAUGAAAGCAUUCGUAGUGGGAUUGCAGGGCAAUGGUUCAUUCUGGUUGUUGCUUUGAUGCUGGCUGGGAUGGGUCGCUGA